Molecule: messenger RNA, 10782 nt
Organism: Scatophagus argus
Lineage: Eukaryota; Metazoa; Chordata; Actinopteri; Scatophagidae
Exons: 33
Coding region: 5-10153 (3382 amino acids)
Cellular component (GO): nucleus
Molecular function (GO): RNA binding; zinc ion binding
Source: RefSeq, a predicted model, not a curated record
CACCAUGUCCCAUCCCCGGUACAACCCCUAUGCCUCUGGGAACCAAAGUUCUACGCAGGGGCAAUAUGGAUUCUCCAGUUCUCAAGCAGAAAGGGACCCUCGGAGGGCAGCUUCUCGUCUUGGACCUGGGUCUAGCUCCUCUGUGAUUCCUGACAACUCAAAGGGAAUGUUACCAUCACUGAUGUCCCAGUCACUGAACUACAGGCCUGAACAUAGUAGGGCCACAGUGGAUGAGGAUAUAGAAAGGUCUGUAGAAUUGCAUAUUAGCAGAGCCAGAGAGGGGGUGAGCUUUCUUGGAAAACAGAUGCAUCAACCCAUAGACAAGGGCUCUCGUUUUACCAGCACACAAAGGGAUGAGUUUCGCUCUUCAGGAACAGGAACUGGCUCCUAUCCAAUGUCCUCAAGUUCUGCCUCUAUGGGACAUAGACACUCGGAAGUUGAAGGUGGCAGUAACUCCUUGGAUUGGUCGCUGAACCGCAAUAGGUCCACUGCUGACGACUCUCAGUUUUAUUCAUCAUCUGCUUCGUCUAAAUAUGCAAGCGAUAGUGACGGUAGGUUUAAUGCCCCCAGUGAAAGAGAACCUGAAAUUCAGUCCAUUCCAGGGUUAGAUGAUUGCGACUAUCCAGCGCCAGACAAACCUGCAGCUCCUGCAGACUCCAGUCGACCUAAGUACACCUCUCAAUCAGCUGCUAACAUCCUUAUGCAUUUUGGACUUGAGAAAGAGGACUUGGAACAUCUCAUCUCCUAUCCUGAAGACCAGAUUACUCCUGCUAACCUGCCGUUCAUCUUGCGGCAAAUCCGCAUUCAGAAGGCCAAGAGAACUGCACCUGCAAGUCAGUCAAAACCCUACCCUGAACCCCAACCCACCAGAAGUGUGAGUGGAAUGGACAGUCACGGUUUCAGUACUUCUGGAGGGGCAGGAAUGCGCCAGGAAAAAAUAUCAUCAGCUGUUCUCCAGCCAAGUAAAGUGAUUGACUACGGCCAUACUGGGAAAUAUACCGGAGUGAUCGGGGAUGAGGUCAACAGUGCUGGCGGUGGAAGUAUGUCGAUCAUGGACACUUAUGAUAGUAGCAGACACAGUCAAGAACCGCUGCAAAAACAUACAACAGAGUUAAAAAGCGGUGUCUUGGGUUCUUCACGCGAGCAGGCAAGUUCUGUUACCGGUCUGAGCUCUUCGUACAGGUCAGUACUGAACCCUGUGGGUCCCCCAAGCCACGACCAGACCAAACAAUUGCAGGCUCAAUCACAGCAGACCUCCCAAACAAUCCUCAGCUCUUUCUCUGUGCCGAAGAAAGACACAGACAUCAGAGGUCUCAAGUCGGAACCGUCCAAACCUGUAACUUUGAAAGAACCACAGGCAGAUAGCCAGUCCACGUCGAAAAGCCAACCGUCCUGCACUCUGGUGCGUGGAGUGCAUCCCAGCCGACCCGGCCUUGUGCUCAUUGACAGUAAAAAAAACAAUGGCGCUAAGGGUCAGAGUAAAACUCAAGGUCAAGCGUCAACAGUUACUGAGCAGAUGAAAACGCAGCAGAUCCAGCAGAAGCAGCCUAUGGAGCGACAACUGAAGCAGCAGAUGCAGCUGCAGACACAGAAGCAACCGACACAGCAGAUGGGACAAUCGAUGUGGCCUCCUGUUUAUUCUUCUGCGACCCCAGUUCCCUCUGCUCCUCUUAUCCCCAACAUCAUCGACGCCUCCCGGGUGCUGUCACGUUCGAUGUUUGUCCCUCGUCCCAUGAUUUUUCCUCCAGCUGUGCCUCCGCUUCUCCCGGCCCUGAUGAACUUAAAUCAGAUGACCCUGGGGACUUCCAGCAAGCCGCCUCCUGAAAAGGUGGCGCCCUCUAAGGGUCUGCCCACACCGGCCAUGAUGCAUGACUAUGCAGCGGCCUCCCCAAGAAUCUUUCCACAUACCUGUUCUCUGUGUAACAAAGAAUGUACUCAUAUGAAGGACUGGAUCUCCCACCAGAACACCAGCAUUCACCUUGAGAAAUGCAAACUCCUGCGAACACGAUACCCAGAGUGGGAUGGUGAGAUAACACUUGAGGCCAGAGAAACAGUUAAGUCCUCAGCCUCAACCACUGCAAAGACUUCCCACCGUCAUCGCCAGAGAACAAGGCAUGGAAGUCGCUCCCGCUCCCGAUCGCACAGUCCCCGUCGCCAACAUGGCUCAGAAAGUAGACGGGAGAAACGCAGAAGCCGAUCAGCAUCUCCAUAUAGUUCCAGAUACACUCGCAGGUCCCGGUCCCGGUCUCGUUCUUACUCACCAUGGAACGACUACCCGACCUCUUCUCGCUAUCGGUCACGAUCAAGAAGUCCAGAGAGACGAUCUUCACCAAGGAGGAGAGACGAGAAACAGUCAUCGUCGAGUAGGAGCCAUGAGAGACGACCAUCGCCAAAGAGGAGUCGCGAGAGACGAUCAUCACCAAGGAGGAGCCGUGAGAGACGAUCAUCACCAAGGAGGAGCCGUGAGAGACGAUCGUCCACAGAAGAGUCAUCCCCUCAACGAAAGAAGCCAAGCGGUGCAGAGAGACUGGCCAAGAAACUACUGGAAACAUCAGCUGUCCAUGAUCUGUCAAAACAGUCUGACCUGGAGGCUGUGGUUAAAACUCUGGCUCCUGCCUUACUGGCUGAGCUUGCCAAGAUGAAGUCAUCCUCCUCUUCUACACCAAAGAAGGACUUGACUUCAGGGCCCUCUAAAGCAAAGCCCAGCCUGCAGAAAACCAAGUCUGGUGAAUCUUCACCUGUCUCGGUGACACUACAACAGAUUUAUAAUAAUCUCUCUCACAAAGAUGUGAUUUCUGCUGUAGAGCAAUUUGGAAAAGUCAAAUCGGUUGUACUGUAUCGGUCUAGACUGGAGGCAAUCGUGCGUUUCGAGUCAGAGGAAGAUGCUCAGAAACUGAAGAGCCUAAAGACCUUAGAUGUGAAAGGAGUCGAAGUCAUUGUUGCCAAAGAAACGAAGACUGUUCCUAAUGAGCAAAUGAAGCCUCCUCAGAAUGAAUCCACAACCACCACGACCACUAAAAAAGUUCUUGUCAAGCCUGCAGUCAAAGGCUCUGUACCCCCUGGAGCCAAAGCAGCUUCAACAGACAAACCUACCACUCAAAAAAUCACAGUUAAAGGCUCAGCUAAAAGCUUGGCGGGUGUCACUAAAACAAAAGUCUUGGUUUCCAAAGUGAAAAACAUCUCAACAAAGCAUGCAACUAAAACAGGAAAAGCAGGAAAGUUGCCUGUGAAGGGAGCUGUGAAAAAGGCCUUGAUAAAGAAAGAAACUUCCUCAGGAUCCACGGCUCCAGAAAACCAACCUGACACUGUUCAACCCAAACAAAAACCUACAUCUGAAAAUUCUGAAGGCAGUGUUAAAGACUCUGUGGAGACAGCGGAGGCUGAUAAAGCUACAAACAGGAUGGUGAAUGAACCAACAAAAGACAAGGAGAUUAUCACUGAUGCAAAAGUCUUGGCUUCCAAAGCACAAACCGCUUCAGCUACACAGAAACCCAAAACUCCAGCAGACAAUUUGGCUGCAGCAGGAGAUGGGACACAAGAAGUGGCCGAAGAAACAGCUGCAAAGGCUGUGAGCAUGCCUUCCAAACCUGCAACUUCAGAAAAUCAGCCUGAUUUAAAAAAAUCCAAGCCUGAAGAAUCUGAAACCAAGGUUGAAAAGGCUGCGGUUAUGCUGAAAGACAAAGGCGAGGUUGUUGAACCCGCAAACGUGCCAGUUUGUGAACUAAAGCAUCAAGCAAAACUUGACAAAGCCAAAGAGGCUGGAGACGCUGAGCCAAUGCAGUUUGGGGAAACAGGAGUUGAAGCCACAGAGCCCAUGGAAGUUGAAAGUUGUGCUGACGGGAAAGGAGAGAAACCGACAACUGAGGAAACCAUACCAGAAACUUCUGCAGACAAGCCCAGUGAGAGUCAAGUCCUAACCAGUACAACUGAAACUUCAAGUCCAGUGGAAACAAUAAAAAUACAGAAAGCUGAGCAGACAGCUGCAGCAGCGAGUGAGCAGCAACCGGCAGCAUCCAAGCCAAGUUCAACUGCAGUUACCGAUCUGACUAUUGGAGAGAUGGUAGAAAAACACCUGUCUCUGAAAAAAAUAGUGUGCCUAAAGUCAAAAACCUGUAAGUCAGCAAAAUUCUUUAGGCUUGACAGGAAGCUGGUGCUCAUAACCAGACUGCCAACGUAUGACGACGGCUGCUACACAGAGGACGACAUUGCCCAAUUGCUCAUUCCAUUUGGGUUUCAGUAUAUCAGUGAGAACAUCUAUGUUGUUCCUCAGGUGCAAGUGGCUUUUGUCCAGAUGCCGACCAUGGAGGCUGUGUACAACCUCUACACAAAAAACAAUGCAAAGGAAGGCAUCUUUUUCAAAGGGUCAAGAAUCUGUUUCCGUGUACUUGCCUGGGACAUCAAACUGAGUCCGAUCAGAUUUUACAAAUUUCUGAUGAAGCUGAUGAACUCUCCUGUGCCUGAUGAUGGAACAAAAACAAUCUUGAUCAAGAACAUUUCAGCUCGAGAGGCCAAAGACCUCCGGGAAACUUUAAAAAGAAUCGGCUUUGUCAAGAAUUACCUGCCGCUCCUCAAUAAGGUGUUCAUCGAGUUUAAGUCUGUUUAUGAUGCUGAUCGGCUCGGGGUCUGGUACAGUCUCCUGAAACACGUCCCCAGAUACGAGGUCCACAGGCUGAAGGCGCCGUUCGGCUCAACACUGCCACCAAGACUUCCUGAGAACACUCUGCCAGAGAGCAAGGAUGUUGUUGCCAGGGCAACCGUCCUGCCAAUCAAAUUUGGUGUUCCACAGGGCAGCGUUCCAUCAUUUUGGAUCCCAAUGAGAAGUCAUCCCUUCCUGUUUCCUACCAAAUCUCCAUGGUUCAUUAUACCAGAUUAUCUGACAGUCCAAGGAAAGGACAACAUUGAGGAGGCCAGUGGUCGUGCUUCCAUGUACUCCACAGUCAUGUUGACCGGUUUGCCAAAUGGGAACUACACACAUGGGGAUGUGGCCCGGCUGGUCUGGAGGUACUUCCCCAAGCAGAACCUUCGCUUCCUGUACUACAAUGUCAUGGUCUUAGCGCUGCAGCGGAGGGCCUUCGUGUUUUUCGCUGACUGGACUUCAUGCUGCGAUUUUGUCCGAGAUCACAUCGCAAAUCCGGUUUCUGUCAGGGGGUGCAAACUCAGCGUCCACUUUGUCUUACAACAGAUGAAUCCUGAAUACAGCGAGGAGCUGAUGUACAAAACUAUGAUGGAGUGGAGCAACACUGGAGUUCUAGAGCCAGAGUCUCUGGAGGACAGACUGCUGUGUGUGGAUGUUUCCAAGGUGUCCAUGAAAGUGGUGAAGAUGGUCAUGCAGGAGGUGGCGUCCAUCGCGACUUUUGUCGGCAUCCUGCCCCUAGGCAACAGGAUAUGUUUUGAAAUGGCCGACUCCAGCGGUGUGACACAGGUGUUGAAGAAAUACAACUCCAGUUUCUUUCCAGGUUCCACUAAAAGACACAUACACUGCCUGAAGAGUUUUAAACAGCGACUGCAAGAUGAUGGCGAGAUCACAAUAAAGUUGGACCCGCCCACCUUCACAGUUAAAGCUCAGCCUCCGGCAGUGUCACAUCGGAGCCGGCCUCCUCCGUCUGAACCUUCAGAUGAUAGGUCACAGCCUGCUGUGCAAACCAGUGGCCCUGGUGGGUCCACCCCGUCUCAGUCCAGCACAGCAGGACCAGGUGCCGCUGCCUGUGAAGAUGUAGAGAAAGCAAACGAGGGAGAGGCGUCAGCAACAAGUUCGAUCUCUGCUGCUGAUGUGACGUCCACCUCUGUAGUCAGCGAUGGAGUGACGAGCCCGGCUUGUUUCAGCCCUGCCCCCUCAGCCACGCCUGAAAACGUUUCAGGACUUCUGCAGAUCAACGAGGACAUUUUCAGGGUCAUCACAGCAGCCGUUCGCCAGCACAGACUCACCCAACAGAGCAGGUCCCACAGUGAGGAGAAAGCGAGUCCCAGCAGAGGCAACACAAGCUCUAGAACUGUACCAGCUGAAGACACUUCUCAAAGAACGGAUCAGGAUGAUUUCACAAAUGACGAUGCUUCUUCAUCCGCCUGCCUUAUUGAGGAGCAGAAUUUCAAUUUCGACGACUUUGUCACUGUUGAUGAGGUUGGCGAUGACGACACAAGCCGAGAGCCUGUUAGUUCCUCCUCUUCCUCCUCCCAAGCGAGAAGUAAGAGGCGGAGCUCAGGUGUGUCGUCUCCUGGCAGACAGACAUCGAUGAGGUCUUUAAAAACUUCUAAGAGCUCAUCCUCUUCUUCAUCCUCAUCCAAGUCGACUAAAGGCACAUCUAACUCAAGCUUGUCACCAAAGAAAUCAUCUGAGCCGAUCAAAUCCCCUAACAAACCCUCCUCUUCUUCCUCACUAUCUACUGAAACACUGAGCAAGACAGAAUCUCCAUCCAAAGCAUCAAAUACUGCAUCAUCAAGUUGCAGUACCCAUUCAUCCUCUACUGCAUGUGAAAGAGAAAAGAAAACAUCAGCAGCAGCUGUCCAAGCAUCAACAGAGACUCAUCCUGGGCUGCUUAGAGAAGGAGCACUCAACACAGUGAGUGCAGUAAGAGAGUCUGACCACAGAGUGUCAGCAGAGAACAUUGCUGCAAAAACUGUUGAGUCACAGACAAAAAUAGAAACAUCUUCAGAGAUGCAUCCUCCAUCACAGGGACAUGGGGUAGAGUUGAGCCAAUCCCAGCAUCUGGAUGUUGAUUUUAAUGUAAGCACAGUCAAAGACUGGAAGGAAAGCAGAGAGGACCGGAAAGAACAUGAUGUUGACAAACACGCAGAGGAGGAGGAGGAUGGUAAUGAAAACUACCGCAUCCUCGAUUCACUCGAUGAUGAACAGAUGGAUGAUGGGGACCAAGAUGGCAGCACUGAAACUCAGCGACCUGGACACGAGGAAGACCACACUGUGCAUGGGGAAAGCUAUCAGGUCUUGGACAGUGUCGACGAUGAAGGCAACACCCAUCCAGAAGAGUUCAGUGAAAUGGACGGUUCUUUCCAAGUGCUAGACAGCAUUACUGAAUACCAGGAAGCUACAAGUCAAGAGGACAGUGACCUGCUGCAAGAUGAGGGUUCCACAGCAAAGCAGCCAUCUUUGGAAAAAGCAGUUCCAGUCGACAAAUCUGAUGAUAUAGCUGCAGUUAAAGAUGCAGGAGGUAAAGAUCAGAAAGAUGAUUUACAAGUCAAAGUUCUUACAACAGAACCCUCCAAAGAUAUGGAAAAACCUGAUGGCUGUAUCCAAAAUGAAGACCAACCUCUUCAACAUCAAGACAACAAAGACCCUGAGACUGAUGUUACUGAACAAGAAACCUUCGAGAUACUGGAUUCAAUUGAUGAUCAGACGGCAACAGAAGAUGGUAACCAAAUAGUUAAUACUCCUGGUGACCAGAUAUCUGAGGCACACACUGGGCCCAUAGAGGAAGAGGAGGACACAUAUCAGGUAAUUGAUUCUUUCGAGGAUCAGCCAAUGGCUGAAUUAGAGACUGACAACAAGGAAAAGAGGACCAGGAAAAGGGAGAUGUCUGCUAGAAAAGAUGAUGGACCAUCAAAGAGGAGUGGCCCCGCUUCUAGGACAUCCAAAAGUGAAGAAAAGGAGAAAUCACCAAAGAAACAAGACAGGAUGGCUAAAAAAUAUGAGACCCGGACAAAGAAAGACAAAGAGAUCAAAGAGGCCAGUGAGGAAAUGGUCUAUGAGAUAGUAGAUUCUGUUGAAGACGAAUCAGUUCAGGAUGCUGCCACCACAGAAAGGUCUGGUAGAAGGAGGAGUGCAAGAGGAAAGAAGGACGAUAAAACUACUCUGAAUCUCAGAGAAGACUCUGUAAAACAUGUUGGGGGCGAAGAGGCUUCAUACGAGAUUUUAGAUUCUGUGGAGGACGAGACUCCCGAUGAUGAACGAGUCGUCACAACAAGAUCCACCAGAGGAAAAAGGGAAAGAACACGUAAGACAGAUGCUUUGAAUGAGAAAACAAGAAAAGAGGACACGCCAACGAGAAGGAGGCAGGAGUCACAGGAGCGAAACAGGGAAAAAACACCAAAGAUGGAGGAGAGAGGCCCUCCAAAAGAGAGUACACCAACGAAGAAGUGUGACAUUGUGAGAGAUGUAAGUGCGGACAAUACUACUUAUGCAGUGCUUGACUCUGUGGAGGACAAAGUUGUUAACACUACAGUACAAAAACGAAAAAGGGGAAGACCAAAAAAAGAGGUAAAAACAACUAAAAAAGACAGCUUAACAUUAAAGAUUCUUGAUUCAGUGGAGGACAAGAUGAUUUGCAGUCAACCCCCAACAGGACAGGCUGAGAGUUCAAGAAAAGAGAACAUUUCCAUUAACAGUGAGGAGCAAACCAAGAGCAGUUUGCCUCUUACAACAUCAACCAAAAAUGAAGAGGAGGAGGAGGAGGAAGAGGAAGAGGCCAUGUACCAAAUUGUGGAUUCUCUGGAAGAUGAUGAAGAAGAGCUGACAGCAUUGGAGGAGUCUGGUAGAGGGGGGAAGGAAGAAAGUAAUGAAACUCCUACAAAAGCAGACGCUGAAAAAGAAGACACAGCAACAUGUGAAACCACAGUUGUGGAAGCAUCUGAAAAAGCGAUUGAUAAGGAGAAGAGUCCUUAUGAGAUAGCUGAUGAUUUAGAGGAGGUGCAUGAUGAUCCCUCUGCUGCUGAGGGGUCUGGUACGAAAAAUAAGAAGAGUACAUCCAAAACAGACGUUAAGAAAGGGGACAAAUCAACGACGAAGUCCCCAAGUGAUACUGCAACACCGCAAGAGGAAGACGAACAAAAGUCACCUGAGAAAAACGACACAAGCACUUUGGUGGACCUGGACGAAGUGAGUGAGGAGGAGGAGGAAUACCCUGAUGACACAGCUGAGGAGGAAGAGCUGAGGAAGAGGCAAGCCACUAAAAAGAAGCAGUUCGCCAAGGAGCGGGAAGCAAGGAGGAGGGAGGAGAGGAGGAGCAGGGAGAGAGAAGAGAGGGAGCAGGAGCGAAGGAGCCGGAGCAGCAGCAGAGGAGGAGGAGGUGAAAGGGGAGGCAUGAGGAGGACCAGGGAGAGGGGGAGGGGAAAUGACGAGAACGCAGAGGUCGACUCCAAGGAGCUGGUGACUCUGGAUGAGGUGGGAGCAGAUGUGGCCGAAGGGGAAAGCGAGUCAGGGAGUCAAGAGAGGGAUGGGGAGAUCACGGAGGGAGAGCUGCAGACACUCGUUACUCUGGAUGAGUUUGUAGAAGAAGAGGAACAGGAAAAGGCUGAGCGAAGCAUGCUGGAGACCCAUCCACUCAGCCAGGAGGACGAAUCGGUGGACUCCUUCAACCCAGAGACUUUGGUGACUUUAGAUGAAGCAGACGGUGACGAAGAAGAGAAGCCGAACGAGGAGCAAGCGGAGAAAACAUCAAGAUCUGCCAAACGCAAACAUGAUGAAGACACAGAGGAAACUGUGAACUUUGUGACAGUGGAUGAGGUGGGAGAGGCGGAAGAGGAGGAGGAAAAGGAAGUGGUAACACCCAGGACAAGAGGUCGACCCAGGAAGAAACCCAGACAGACUGCCGUGAGGAAAUCUACCAGAGGGAAAAAAGUGAGCACCAAAGAUGAGAAAGAGGAAGAAAAGGAACCAGCUGACGUUGUGCCUACUUCAGUCGACGCCUCUUUGUCAUUGGACAGACAUCCGUCUACGUUGUCAAGUGACGGCCAGCAGGUCCAGAAAACAGAGGUGGACGCAGCGAGCCAAGCCGACAUCAGUGCUGCCUCUGCUGGGCAGGAGCUGCACCCUCUGAACCAGACACCAGAAGGAGGCGUGGAGCAGGGAGAGGAGGAGAAGGAAAGAUGGAGCAGGGCGGACAUUAAAGUGGUGAGUAAACGGAGGGCGGAGCUCGUCGGACCUGAAGCAAAACGAUCUCGUUCUCAGUCUCCUUGUGUCGCCGCCGACUUCACACUGCCUGCAUUCAAACCCAACAACCCCCUCGGUCAGGACUUCGUGGUCCCCAAAUCAGGUUAUUUCUGUAAUCUGUGCUGUGUUUUCUACCUGGACGAGACCAACGCCAAGGAGCUGCACUGUGGCAGUCGGAGGCACUAUGACAAUCUGCAGAAACAUUAUCAGAAGCUUGAACAGAAACCAUCAAGAAGUUCAACACAAAGCUCUCAAGGCUCCCUUUCCGACUGAUUCUGACUUCAUCUACUGAUUUUGAUUUAAAAUGUAAAAAACAAAAAGACGAGUGAACGUCUGCAGCUUUUCUUGACAGAUGAGUUUAUUUAACAAAUCAGUGUGCAUAACAAGCCAUGUUGAUUAUAGCAGCUUAGAAAAUAAACUAACUGCUGUCUGGCACCUUUAUUCUUAUUAAUGAUGUCUUCAGUAAGACUAAAUAAAUAUUUUAGUUCUACAUCUGUUGUGUUUUGGAAAUAUGAGCCAAGUUUAAAAUGGAGGUCACAAACAGUUACAUGUUACAUGAGUUUUUAACUUUAAAGGAUGGUACCUGACCUUUGACUCAUCAGUGAAUAAUUUCAGCGGUAAUUUUGACACUUUGUUUAGUCCUAACUAAACACAUAACGUGUGAAUAGUGAAUAGAGUUGGCAAAUAAAUCAUGAUGAACAUGAAGCAUUUAACAGCAGUUUCCACUGAUGAGAUGAAAGCUGAUCUGUGUGACGUGAUGAGAACAUAAACAGAAAUGUCAUAUUUCAGUUUCACUUUAAUGUCAUGUUUUUAUUUUCCCUUCUGUGAUCUGCUUGUAUCUAUCUGCCUUCACGAGUGAGUUUUGUAUGACUAAUUCAAUAAAAUAUAUUGUCACAUCUUCA